Pseudocercospora fijiensis CIRAD86 is the source of this 1017-nucleotide messenger RNA. RefSeq lists its product as uncharacterized. The transcript has 2 exons. NCBI's taxonomy places the organism in Eukaryota, Fungi, Ascomycota, Dothideomycetes, Mycosphaerellales, Mycosphaerellaceae. The annotation marks the transcript as partial. Gene Ontology annotation, molecular function: O-methyltransferase activity. The record is from RefSeq and is a predicted model, not a curated record.
UCAUUGAACGUCUCAGCCUUGCGCUGGAUUCUGCACCAUCGCAUCCCAGAGGCCGUGGAUCUCCACCACGGCACGCCGUACGCGGAGAUUGCAAAAACAUGCGAUGUGGAUCAGUCGUUCCUCGAACGCGUCAUACGCUUCUCCAUGCACGACCUGAUCUUCAAUGAACCUGUUCCGGGACACGUCUCACACACGGUGUAUUCCGCAGCACUGGUCACCGGAGUGGGCCUGAAAGCGCUGAUCAAAAUGAACGCCGGAGAUCUUGCGAGUGCUGGCUCGAAGCUGAUCGAGGCGGAAGAGAAGUGGCCAGGCAGCCAGGAGGCCACCCAUAGUCCGUGGAACUUCGCCUUCGAUACCGAAGCACACUGGGCGCGCAAUUUCACGGACAUGAUGGAGUACGAUAACCAGCAGCCCGUCUACGCCUUGCGCCAUGUCGUAGAUGGGUAUGAGUGGCAAAGCGUCAAGGACGUUGUGGAUGUCGGAGGAGGAACUGGCGACCUGGGACUCGCAUUGGCAGUUGGCCACAGUGGCUUGGAUGUCAACGUUGCAGAUCGACCGGCCACUAUUGACAUCGCAAAGACACAGACUUGCCCCUCUACGCCGCCAGGCCUCCAGUUUGUGACAUUUGAUUUUUUCGGCCCGCUGCCGGAAGAAAUCGCGUAUUGCGAAGUCUACCUGCUCCGCAGAAUCCUGCACGAUUGGCUGGAUCAGUUCGCGGUCAAGAUCAUCAAAAAUCAUUUGCCGGCUCUCAAGGCCGGCGCCAAAAUGCUGGUGAUGGAAAUGGUUCUACCGGAGCCUGGUGAGCUGCCGCAGAGCUUGGACAAAACGAUUCGCAGCCUGGACAUGCUUAUGAAGCAUGUCUUGAAUGGGAAAGAGCGGAGUAGGACGCAGUGCCAACAGUUAUUCACCAGCGUGGAUCCAGACUUGGUGAUUGCAUCCAUCAAAAGACCUGAAGGAAGCGUUCUUAGUUUAUUGGAAGUCAAGUGUGUCAAUUCUCGUCGACCCAUCAUCAUUUGA